AUGAGAUGGGGCGUCUACCAGGGGCCAUCAACCAAGUUACGUUUCUACAUCAAACAUUAUUUUACGCUUCUCCGGACUUAUUGGCGAGACUAUAAGUACAAAUUUCCAGAAUUCACACAGAAUUUUUCACUUUUUAUUACGUAUUUUGUCUUAUGAAGACAUCAAUAGAAAAUUUCAUUUAUCUCCUUAUUUUCAUGAACAAUACCGUCUAAGUAAUGACUUGAAUAAAUAAAUGAGUUAAUAUUUCAUUAUUAAAAAAAAGGCAAAAACAGAUUGCUUUAUAGAAAUAUAUACUUAUUGUGCAGAAGUUUUUUGGUUUCUUAAUUGGUAUCUGUGUGUACACCUACUUAUCGAAGCACCGCGCGCUAUAGGCACCUACCUAAUGUCUUCAUUAGAGAUCGUGUCAAUACGCUCCCGAUAGCAGGGAUCAGUGAAUGUUUAGUCCUAUUAUGUAACAGGACACGGAGGCUCGUGUAUAUUGUAAGUGGAUAGCGCAGGCGCGAGUCCGGAUGGCGCGCGGGGGUGAGGCCACGGCAGUCGGCCCUCGGCGUCUGGAGGUGCUUCGCGCUUCGCGCCGCGCCCCAAACAGCCGGAGCGUGGCUCGGGGCGUGGCGCUUACGUAAACACGCGUGGCACACAGCUCGUGGUGCAGGCGGCGCGGUGCCGCGCCACUGUCCGUCCUAGAACGACCCCAUGUUGGCCCGCGCCGCCUCCUAAGUUUAUGUGGAUAGUUAGACGCACACCGACGCGCGGCCGCCGCUGCCACUGUCACCACCGCCGAUUAACGCGCUUAUAGCAUCAAAAGUGGAGAUGCAGACGCGCGCAGCUCUUAUGGCCCUGGCGGCGCUGGGAGCGCUGGCGGCGGCGGCGGCACUGGCGGCGGCAGCGGAGCGAGGCAGCGGUAUCAAGGUGGGCGGCGGCGGAGCGGGCGGUGGCGCUCGCGACGCCGGCCGCGGCAGCGGUGUUCGCGUUGGUGGAGACGGGCAGCGACGUCCGCGCACAUCACCCGCACCGCCCCCGCCGCGCGCUCCUUCCACGAUUACAGCAGCGCUUGUUGUGCCACACAAAGCCUUCGGCACGCGUGAUUAUACGAAAGCCGAAAAGGCCGCGCUAUCGAAAUUACCGCGAAAACUAAAACUCUUCUCACACGUGCGCCUAAAUAUUACGCUUUCAACGCAAGGCUUGACACCGAGUCCUAUGUCAAUCCUGGAUUCGCUCUGUAAAGAAUUUCUAGCCGUCAAUGUGUCUGCUAUCCUCUAUCUUAUGAAUCAUGAACAAUACGGGCGUUCUACUGCCUCUGCACAGUAUUUUCUACAACUCGCCGGCUAUCUUGGCAUACCGGUAAUCGCGUGGAACGCUGACAAUAGCGGCCUUGAAAAGCGAGCAUCACAUGCAUCUCUGCGUCUACAGCUUGCUCCUUCAAUAGAACAUCAAACGGCAGCAAUGCUGUCGAUAUUAGAACGAUAUAAGUGGCAUCAGUUUAGUGUGGUUACAUCGGCGAUCGCAGGCCAUGACGAUUUUAUACAGGCUGUACGCGAAAGAGUUAUUGCCCUCCAAGAUCGAUUUAAGUUCACUAUAUUGAACGCGAUAGUAGUAAAACGGUCUUCGGAUCUGAACGAGCUUGUGACUAGUGAGGCUCGUGUAAUGCUCCUGUACGCAACGCGCGAGGAAGCCGCGGAAAUCCUGUCUGCUGCUGGUGACUUGCAUCUGACUGGCGAAAAUUUUGUAUGGAUUGUCACACAAAGUGUUCUUGGUUCCAUGCAACAACCUAAUAAAUUUCCGGUCGGGAUGCUUGGUGUGCAUUUCGACACAUCCAGUUCGUCGUUAAUCGCUGAGAUAGCGACUGCUGUCAAAGUCUUCGCGUACGGAGUUGAAUCUUAUGUAUCAGAGCCAGAGAAUAUACGAUACCCGUUGGGAACUCGGCUGUCCUGCAGCGGAGCGGGCGCAGGAGAGGCGCGAUGGUCAACCGGUGAAAGGUUUUACCGACAUCUGCGCAAUGUUAGCGUUGAAGGUGAAGCUGGACGUCCUAGUAUAGAGUUUACACCUGACGGAGAACUGAAAGCCGCGGAACUUAAAAUAAUGAAUCUUCGACCUGCCCUGGGUGAACAGCUGGUAUGGGAAGAAAUCGGUACCUGGAAUUCCUACCCAAGGGAGAGGUUGAUCAUCAAAGAUAUAGUAUGGCCGGGUGGCUUGCAUACUCCACCGCAGGGAGUACCAGAAAAGUUUCACAUGCGAAUAACAUUUCUAGAAGAACCGCCAUACAUUAACUUGGCUCCACCGGACCCAGUGAGCGGCAGAUGCUCACUAGACCGGGGCGUUAUUUGUCGCGUGGCUCCUGAAGUGGAAGUAGCAGGAUUGGAGGCUGGAGCUGCUCACGGCAAUAGUUCUUUGUACCAGUGCUGCAGUGGUUUCUGUAUAGAUUUGCUGCAACAACUGGCGGAACAGCUGGGGUUCACGUACGAGCUUGUUCGAGUUGAAGAUGGAAGAUGGGGAACUCUACAUCAUGGAAAAUGGAAUGGUCUUAUUGCAGAUCUGGUCAACAAAAAAACUGACAUGGUACUAACAUCUCUGAUUAUAAAUUCGGAUAGAGAAGCUGUGGUGGAUUUUAGCGUGCCCUUUAUGGAAACCGGCGUUGCCAUCGUAGUCGCAAAACGGACGGGUAUAAUUUCUCCCACAGCUUUCUUAGAACCAUUCGACACGGCCUCGUGGAUGCUGGUGGGAGCUGUUGCUAUACAAGCAGCCACAUUUUCGAUAUUUUUCUUCGAGUGGCUCUCCCCUAGUGGGUUCGAUUGUUCUACUGGCAACAAUUCCAAACGAGUGCCGCAAAAUCGAUUCUCACUAUGUCGAACUUAUUGGAUUGUCUGGGCAGUACUUUUUCAGGCGUCAGUGCACGUAGAUUCACCUCGAGGAUUCACCGCCCGGUUUAUGACAAACAUGUGGGCGAUGUUUGCAGUGGUAUUUCUUGCGAUAUACACUGCUAACCUCGCUGCCUUCAUGAUCACCAGAGAAGAGUAUCAUGAAUUAAGUGGCUUAGACGAUCCAAGGAUAGCGAGGCCACUUACUCAAAGACCACCAUUGAAAUUUGGAACAGUACCUUGGUCUCAUACAGACGCAACUCUCGCAAAAUAUUUCAUGGAGCCACACGCCUACAUGGCUCAAUACAAUCGGAGUACAGUUAGUGCAGGAGUCACCAGCGUUCUGACUGGCGAACUCGAUGCUUUCAUCUAUGAUGGCACUGUCUUAGACUAUCUAGUAUCACAAGACGAAGACUGCAGACUUUUAACUGUAGGUUCGUGGUACGCCAUGUCUGGUUAUGGCCUAGCAUUUACACGUAAUUCUAAGUAUGUCAGUAUGUUCAAUAAGAGAUUACUUGACUUGAGAGCUAAUGGGGACCUUGAAAGGUUACGCAGAUAUUGGAUGACGGGGACAUGUAAGCCUAACAAGCAAGAACACAAGUCAUCGGAUCCCUUGGCUUUGGAACAAUUCUUGUCAGCAUUUCUGCUGCUUAUGGCUGGCAUACUUCUCGCAGCGCUAUUGCUGUUGCUCGAGCAUGUCUACUUCCGAUACCUCCGCUCACACCUAGCAGCAUCGUCUGCGGGAUCCUGCUGCGCGCUGGUAUCACUAUCUAUGGGACAAUCUUUAACAUUUCACGGUGCCGUUGUUGAGGCGGCGGCACGUGGAUUCGGGGAGCGGAGUCAUUGCCGCUCUGCAGUUUGCGCUGGUCAGGUGUGGCGCGCUCGGCAUGAGCGCGAUAUGGCCGUUGCUCGCGCGCGGCAGCUGGCGGCGGCGCUGGCGGCACACGGGCUGGCCGCGCCGCCGCGCCGCCUGGCCUCAGCGGGCGCGCUGCUGGCCGGUGGCCGCCACGACGCCACGCACGUGCGCACGCUGCGCCCGCCGGCAGACCUGCUGCCCGACCUCGACCGACCGCUCUCUUGCGGGGAUUUACGCGCAAGAGAACGGACGCGAGUAGAAAUGGAAACAGUGCUGUGAGGCGCGUAUAGCGCCACCUUUUUUCAAUUCCUGAAGGCUGUUCUUACACCAAGUUAUACAAAACGAAAUUAGUUAUACCUAAUGUUAAAAUACGGACAGAUAAAAAAACGUUGUAAUUAUUAAAUAAACUAUUACAAUUAUUAAAACAGAGAGCUGGAUGUAGAUAGCAAAGCGUUGUUGUGGGACGCGCGCACGGAGGAGGCUGGACCCCGAGCGCGUGCCCCCGUGUUGUCUACUACAAUAAAAUAUAUUUUUUGGACAA
Messenger RNA from Trichoplusia ni (cabbage looper), 4252 nucleotides. RefSeq names its product glutamate receptor ionotropic, NMDA 2B (gene Nmdar2). The transcript has 16 exons. The coding region runs from base 811 to 3990 and encodes 1059 amino acids. Gene Ontology annotation, biological process: monoatomic ion transport; modulation of chemical synaptic transmission; synaptic transmission, glutamatergic. Lineage: Eukaryota; Metazoa; Arthropoda; Insecta; Lepidoptera; Noctuidae. The record is from RefSeq and is a predicted model, not a curated record. Gene Ontology annotation, molecular function: transmitter-gated monoatomic ion channel activity involved in regulation of postsynaptic membrane potential; NMDA glutamate receptor activity. Gene Ontology annotation, cellular component: plasma membrane; postsynaptic membrane.